AUGGAUCCCACGGACUCGGAGGGUCUUUGCCGUGCUCUCGUUGGUCACUACCAUAUGAUCAGUCAACACGAGCAAUCCAUACGCAAAUUAGUGGAUGUGAUCGGCUCGCUCACCACAAGAGUUGCGAAUAUGGCUUCGCCUGUAAAGCCCGGUGGUAUAAUUGACGCUGCUGCGGCGCCCGAUCUACCCGCCCCGCCCCCGAUGAGCCCGUCGGCUUCUUUUCGGGAGCCGAUGUUGCCACACCCUCAUCGUUAUGAGGGAGAGCCAGACUACUCUAUUCAGUUUCGCAUUUUGGCCGCUGAGUGCGGUUUUGGGGAAGCGGCGCUGUGUGGGAUUUUUCGGCGUGGGCUGUCUUCUGCGGUGAAGGACGAGUUGGCGGUUCGGGAUGAUUCAUCGAAUCUGGAAGACCUGAUUUCUUUGUGCGUGCUUUUGGACAAUCGCCUGAAAGCGCGUGAGAGGGAACGUGCCAUGGAGCCUCGGAGACGUCGUUGGUCAUCGCCGCGGAGCGGUCCGACUGCAGUCCGUGGGGACAGCUUCGUCAAACCGCCGUUCGUUUCUACGCCGACGCGGAGUCCGGUCCCGAUAGGAGGGGAGCCUACACAACUCGGUGGCGGGCGCCUUUCUGCUGCGGAGCGACGGAGGCGGUUGGAGGCAGGCUUGUGUCUUUAUUGUGGCUCGCCGGGGCACCAUAUCGCCGCCUGUGACGCUUUCCCUUCGCGUCUAUCUGGAUCUUCGGUCCCAGGGGUUCCCCUUGCCCGAGGGGGGCCGAGUGAAGAGCAUGCUAAAACCUUACCGCCGCACCGCCCUUACGACUGUGCCAUUAACUUGCAGCCCAAUGCCACGCUGCCCAACUCAAGGUUAUACCAGGUCUCUAAACCAGAGCAGGAGGCAAUGAGGGAAUACAUCUCCUCUUCCUUGGCUGCUGGCCUUAUUCGCCCUUCAUCUUCUCCGUUGGGAGCGGGGUUUUUCUUUGUUGGCAAAAAAGAUGGGGGGUCAAGGAAUGGGAAGCCCGAUGCACUCUCGAGGAUCCAUGAGCCAGUGGAGGAAGGGCCUUCCGACGAGCCGGUCGUUCCUGACAACCUGAUUGUAGGGACACUACGGUGGGAGAUCGAACGUCUGGUGGAGGAGGCCCUGCGGGGUGUAACUGUGCCUGGAGGCUGCCCCACGGGCAAGUUAUUCGUUCCAGAUGCUCAACGUGCAGGAGUGCUGAAGUGGGGUCACGUUUCCAAGUUCGCCUGCCACCCGGGCAAGGCGGUUCACCGCUCUCCAGCUGGAUUGCUGCAUCCACUGCCUGUCCCAUCUCGCCCUUGGUCCCAUGUGGCACUGGACUUCGUCACUGGACUCCCGCGAUCAAAGGGUCAUUCUGUCAUCUUGACCGUCGUGGACCGGUUCUCAAAGAUGGCGCAUUUCAUCGCACUCCCCAAGUUGCCCUCUGCUUUGGAGACUGCUGACCUGUUGGUGGCGCACGUAUUCCGGAGUCAUGGCAUUCCGAGUGACCUUGUCUCCGAUAGGGGGCCACAAUUCGUGUCGAAAGUUUGGGGAGUGUUCUGCAAGGCCUUGGGGGCCACGUCGAGCCGGUCUUCCGGUUAUCACCCACAGUCGAAUGGACAGACUGAACGGGUCAACCAGGAGCUGGAGGCCGCCCUUCGCUGUGUUUGUCAGCUGCAUCCGGCCUCCUGGCUGAAGCUUCCGAGCUCCAUGAAGGUCCACCCGGUUUUCCACGUCUCCCUGCUCAAGCCGGUCUCCACCAGUCCCUUGAACCCCCCGCCAGUGCCUCCUCCUGCUCCUCGUGUGGUCGACGGUUCCCUUGGUGAGCUUGAUGGCAUCGAGGAUAACACACUUGACAACCUGAGCCUCUCGGGAGAGGAGGCGGAGGCAUCAGACCCAGAUGAUUCAGCAGAAGGUGACAGCAGUAGUCCAGCACCCUACACACCCCCUUACAAUGAAGAGCCUCGGAUGCAGGACAUUCAUGGAGACCCUGAGGAGGGUGAUGGGGAUGGGAAACCGCAAGAUCUUGCACACGGUAGUCAUAAAGAGGAAGAUGGAGUGGAAGAGGAUGGUAUGUUGCGGUGGAGCGGUCCAGAGGAGCUGGAAUUCAGUAAAGAAGGCACCAGCAGAAAGGUCAUCGCUCGCAGAGACCUCCAUACGGACACGGUUUGGGGACCCUACCCUGGGAGCCUCCAGUCAGAUGGCAGCACAGACAAUGGGGGAUCAAAGGGGAGUUCCAGCUGGACCAUAGUGUGUGAGGAUGCGGAUUGUUGGGUCACCUGUCUUGCUUUGACUACUGACCCAUCGGAUGCAAACUGUACUAUAUACAGCCAAGGUGAUGAGCUGUUCUGUAAGGUGACCAGAAACAUAUUGGCAGCAGAAAUGCUCUUGGGCACCCCGUUACCUCCUCCAAAACCCUCUUCGCCCGUCGCCAGGGAUUCACCUCUUCUCAAAAUUGUCACCACAAAAACGUCUGUGGUAAAGGAGGAGCCAGUGUAUCCUGCAGCUCUCCACACAGACAUCCAGCUCCUUCCACAGCAAGCGGGCAUGGCUGCUAUCUUGGCUACUGCCGUUGUCAAUAAGGACAUUUUCCCAUGCAAAGACUGUGGGAUUUGGUACAGAAGUGAAAGGAACCUGCAAGCCCACCUCAUGUACUACUGCGCCAGCCGACAGAAACAGCCAGCUGCGGAUUCAUCACCGCCACAAGAUAAACCUAAGGAGUCUUAUCCCAAUGAACGCCUAUGCCCCUUUCCUCAGUGUAACAAGAGUUGCCCCAGUGCAAGUUCCUUGGAGAUUCACAUGCGCACACAUAGUGGUGAGCGUCCAUUUGUCUGUCUCAUCUGUCUGUCGGCCUUCACCACUAAAGCCAACUGCGAGCGCCAUUUGAAGGUCCACACUGACACAUUGAACGGGGUGUGCCACGGAUGUGGCUUCGUAUCAACCACGAGGGAUAUUCUCUACAGCCAUUUGGUUACCAGCCAUAUGGUGUGCCAGCCUGGAUCCCGUAGUGAGGUCUAUUCUCCAGGGCCAGGCCUUCCUAAGUUGCCCUUGUCCACUGUUCUCAGCCCAGGAGACUCCGGUGUGGUUUUGAAGUGUCAGGUCUGUGGACACAACUCUGGUUCCCCUUCCCAGUUGCAGCAGCAUGUGCGAACCCACCUUGAAGUGAGAGUCCCCACUGAAAGGAGCCCCACCCCUCGCCAAAGUACCCCAUCAUCGGUCGACCAGCUUCAACCGUCUACACCAGAUGCUGAGCCCCUAGGCUGUGUCCCAAAGUCAGAUUCCUCCAGCCCAGGUGCUCACGGUGGCUCUGCCACUCCCCGUGGCUGCAGUCCUCCUGAUUCCCAAACCUCCACCCUAAGAAUCAAAGAAGAACCUCAUUCGGAAUCUGAGACAGAAGAACAUUCAAUGGAAUUUCAGGAGGAUAGUAAGCAGACUGAAUUGAAAGUAGAUGAGAAGACAAAGGAGGGCAAAACGAUCAACUCAUUUUGUCAGACAUCCAAUUCUCCAAAGAGUCCUGCCAGCACAGCAGUAAAAGCAGAACCAACAAGUCCCACUCCUGGUUGUAGCCCAAGUCAUAUUGGUGGUGGUGGCUCGGUUUUCCCUGGUGGCUCAAUGUUUUUGCCCCAGUACAUGUUUAACCCGGAAACAGCUAUUUUGCCUCAGGCCUCAGAGAUCCUGGCUAAAAUGUCUGAGAUGGUUCACAGCCGUCUGAAGCAGGGCCAGACAAUUCCUCAGAAUAAUGCAGCAGCUUUCUUCUCCUCUGCACCCACUGUAGCAACAGCCACAUCAACUCCUCCUCUAAAAGGAGCUACCUGCUUUGAGUGUGAUAUUACAUUUAACAAUAUAAACAACUUCUAUGCACACAAGAGGCUUUACUGCUCCAGUAGGCACCACGGAGAAGGUGCAACCUCUGUUUCAGGCCCGUCAUUAGCAAGAGAUAGUUCCCCAGGCACAUUGUCGUCUAGCAAGGCACAAGAGUCAUCAGCCUCUCCUCAUGAUGGAGCUGCGAGCAGAGCGGCUUCCGCCUCACCUUCCGAAUCCGAAGCUGCCGCAGAUAGUGGAGCAGCAGAAAUCAAGAGAGUGUCGGUGAAGACGGAAACUCCUACGGGGCGGGAGGGAAUGUCAUCUUCUUCGGAAGGCGAGGGUGUAGGUAGCAAAGGGGGACAAGCAAGUGAAGGUAGCCAGAGCCCUGCCAGUGGAUCUGCAGAAGAUCUCGAUGAUGAUCCCAACAGAACAUUUUGUGAGGCUUGCAACAUCCGUUUUAGUCGGCAUGAAAACUACACUGUUCACAAGCGCUUCUACUGUGCGUCGCGUCAUGACCCAUCCAACCAACGAGCCGUACACAUGGCAAAGGCAACCACCGCAACAGCCUUCCAUCCUCAACCCAUUCGUACGCGCAAAAGGAAGAAGAUGUAUGAAAUCCAUAUGGCGCGGACAGAAGCUUUAGCAGCCGCGGCAGCUGCCACCACAGUCGCAGCUGGCGCUUCGGCCCCAUCUCCUUCAGUGCUCGGCUUGGCGGUGAAACAAGAGGUUUCCCCUGGUGGCGCAGACAGCUCUAGCCCUGAAGGCGAUGGCCCGAUUGAUUUGAGUAAGAGGCCCCGACUCAAAGAAAUUCCUCGGCAUGGAACCAACAGUAUUCUUCCUGCCCUGCCGCUCACCGAUUACCAUAAGUGCACCGCCUGCAGUAUCAGUUUCAACAGCAUUGAGAAUUACUUGGCUCAUAAAACCUACUAUUGCCCUGCCACCACCCUCCAACAGCAUACUUUACAACUCCACAGGCUAAAAAGGUCAGCUUCUACCUCUCCAGAAUGCAAGUCUCACCAAGAGAGGCAAGAGCUUCUUCAUCCCAGGGAAACGCAAGCUCUCGCCGCUGAUUGGAAUACACAGGCACAAGGCUCAUCGACCAGUCCUCAAACCUCAGCUUUAACUGCCUCUGAUGCCACAUCCGCUCCUGAUGCAACAAGCACGCUUGGGGCCACCUUAGGAGCAGGGGCCAAACGCGUUGGCGCCGCUUCUUCUCAGAUGGUCUGUCCAUAUUGUCCUAACAGGCCAGUCACCUGUGACCUAAUUGAGCACUUCAAGACUAUACAUGGCCUGGUUGUAGCAAUUCAGUCACCCCAAGAGGCUCAAACUCAAUCAGGCAUCAUAGUUAGCCCCAGCCCAAGCCUUAGUCCAAAGGACGUAGUCACAGCCAACAUCUCCAGUAGCUCAUCAAAACUGGUUUCUCGCGCUGACCGAGAUAGCGUUAAUGGGCAGGCAAGGAGUGACACCACUUCCCCUUCAUCCCCUCUGAUAAAUGGCUGUCCAUCAAGAGAGGGUCGAUCACCAUCAGCGAGUUCACCUCAACCUAUUUCCCCAUCAAGGGCUCUUCCUCUGACUUUAUCACCUGUGCCUGACCACCGAAGAGAAACAGUCGGGAUGCCCCUGCUUCCAGACAAGACUUCACCGACUGUUGCCUCCCAUCCUAUCCCCACACCCCCGCCAGCCCCCAUCCCCAGUCCCAAAACCCCAGUCAUCUCCCCGGUCCAGAACGGUAACUCCCGUUACUGUAGGCUGUGCAAUAUCAAGUUCAGCAGCCUCUCUACAUUCAUUGCGCAUAAAAAAUACUACUGUUCCUCUCACAGUGCAGAACAUGUCAAGUGA
Messenger RNA from Nerophis lumbriciformis (worm pipefish), 5631 nucleotides. The record is from RefSeq and is a predicted model, not a curated record. Lineage: Eukaryota; Metazoa; Chordata; Actinopteri; Syngnathiformes; Syngnathidae.